AUGGAGGGAUUAUGGACACGGUUCCUCCCAGUUAGUGUCGAGGUGCGUCGACUUCUCCAAGCCGGUGUGAUAGGGACCGUCACCCGUGUCUUUGCAGACCAUGGUCUGGGGAUGGACCCAUACUGGGACAUUCUUCCGAAUGACCGCAUGAUUGCGAAAGAGCUGGCUGGCGGGGCGCUGUUAGACCUUGGCGUCUACUCCAUCCACUGGGUCCUCCAAGCCAUCGCCAAGGGGAAUCGUCGCCCGAUUCAGAUCCUCUCCACCAUGACAAAAUACCCUAUAACGGGAGUCGACGAAACGACCACCAUCUUGAUGAAAUUCGCACCCAGCACAGCAGAGAGACCCGGGAUACAAGCCAUAGCCAGCGCCAGCCUACGCGCCAAAACCGACUCAGACGGCGAGACAGCCGCGGUCCGCAUCCAAGGCGAUCAGGGCGAAAUCCAACUCUUCGGUUGGCCGUGGUGUCCGUCCCGGCUACGGGCCAUUAAACGAAGCCCCGGAAUGGACAGCCCGGGCACGAUCAGCAUCGACAAGACCAAGCUUAUAUCCGACGAUCUAGACGGACUCUGCUACGAGGCGGAUGAGGUCGCACGUUGCAUUCGUCGAGGGCUCCUAGAGAGUCCCAAGAUGCCCUGGCUAGAGAGCCUGACCGUCAUGGAGAUCAUGGAUACAGUGCGACGGGAGAAUGACCUCAAAUUCCCCGAGGAAAUCGAGACAGUGGAGUAUCCUGUAGCACUACCAGCUAAAAGAUCCUGA
Messenger RNA from Aspergillus bombycis, 756 nucleotides. RefSeq names its product dimeric dihydrodiol dehydrogenase. The coding region runs from base 1 to 756 and encodes 251 amino acids. The transcript is spliced from 2 exons. The record is from RefSeq and is a predicted model, not a curated record. NCBI's taxonomy places the organism in Eukaryota, Fungi, Ascomycota, Eurotiomycetes, Eurotiales, Aspergillaceae.